UAGCUCUAUCAUUCCCAUUGCAUAUAUAUGAGUAAGAUUGGGGGUCUCCCUUAAUUUGUUCAAGUAAACCUGCAGUUGAUAAGAAAUGCCAAAGAUUCAAGAAACAGAUUCAAUCUCGACAUGGACAAGAAGAGAAAAUAAACUGUUCGAGAAUGCAUUGGCUUCACAAGACGAGGAUGCUCCUGACCGGUGGCAAAACAUUGCAAAGGCUACAGGGAAAGCUGUGGAAGAAGUCAAGGCAUACUACCAAUUGUUGGUUGAAGAUCUGAAACUAAUCGAGUCCGACCAAGUGCCAAUACCAAACUACAUAGAGCACAGACACGAAAGAGCAGAUUGCCUGAAGCGGAAAGAAUGCAUCUGAAUAUGGAGUCAGAGUGUAUUACAUUCUUUGAGAAAUGCUUACUUUUCAAACUGAAGCAUAGCUAGAUACAAAAAUUACUAUGUUGUAAGCAUUAAUAAAAUAAAACAUUUGAU
Molecule: messenger RNA, 474 nt
Organism: Erigeron canadensis
Lineage: Eukaryota; Viridiplantae; Streptophyta; Magnoliopsida; Asterales; Asteraceae
Product: protein RADIALIS-like 3
Exons: 2
Coding region: 86-361 (91 amino acids)
Molecular function (GO): DNA-binding transcription factor activity
Source: RefSeq, a predicted model, not a curated record